Diabrotica balteata is the source of this 3969-nucleotide messenger RNA. NCBI's taxonomy places the organism in Eukaryota, Metazoa, Arthropoda, Insecta, Coleoptera, Chrysomelidae. The record is from the annotation of a GenBank genome assembly.
AUGGAAAUUACCAAAGAGAAAUAUAAUCCCCAUCCACGGGAGAAAGCGAAUAUUUUAUCAGUACUAUUUUUUGGGUACACAUAUGAUUUGUUUAAAAAAGGCUUUUCAAAGACGUUGGAAGUCGAGGACUUAUAUAAUCCGCUGAAAAUUGAUAGAAGCAAAGUUUUGGGAGACAAGUUACAAAGGAACUGGGAUAGACAACUAGAAAAAGCCAAAAGAACAAACUCAGAACCAAGCUUAAUUAAAGCCAUUGUUCAGACAUUUUGGGUGGACUACUUAAUACUAGCAAUCUACGGCUUAAUAACAGAUGUAGUGCUUAGAUUCGUACAACCUUUGAUGCUCGGAAACCUAUUGGAUUAUUUCAAACCUGAGUCAGAGGUUACGAAAAAUGAGGCACUUAUAUAUGCAGGUCUCAUAGUCGGCAUAAAUGUCUUGAACUUUUUAGUCUUAAAUCAAUAUAAUCUAGGAUCUUACCACGGUGGCAUGAGGAUAAGGGCAGCUUGUUGUGCUGUUAUAUACAGAAAGGCACUGAAGUUGAGCAAGACAUCCUUAGGAGAAACGGCUUCUGGAAAACUGGUCAACCUUUUAUCCAACGAUGUCAGUAGAUUUGACCUUGUCAGUUUACUUAUUCAUCAACUGUGGCUUGGACCACUAUUGUCAAUUAUAGUAAUGGGUUUAUUGUACCAAAAAACUGGAUAUGCGGGAUUGGUGGGGAUUUUUUCAAUGUUUGUGAUAGUUCCUAUUCAAACCUACACCGGAAAAUUAUCUGCAAAAUACAGAAAACAGACAGCUUCAAAGACAGACGAAAGAGUCAGACUAAUGGACGAAAUCAUCUCAGGAAUUCAAGUAAUGAAAAUGUACGCAUGGGAAAUACCCUUCAGGAAGAUCAUAAGAAUUGCUAGAAAGAAUGAAAUAAAAAUCAUUACAAAAUCCGCGUAUGUGAGAGCUGCAUUUAUGGCAUUAAACUUGUUCACCACUAGAUUGGCAAUGUUCUGUACUUUGCUCACUGUAGUUUUGUUGAAAGGACCAAUAACCACCUCAACUGUCUUCGUUGUAAUGUCGUACUUCAACGUUCUCUCAAUCGCUAUGUUAUUAAUGUUCACCAGAGGAGUAUCUGAAAUAGCUGAAGGUUUGGUCGCUAUUAGAAGAAUCAAAGGUUUUCUUCUUAGCGAAGAAUACGAUCCUAACAAAACAAAUCUGCUUAUGCACGGUAACGUGAAAAGUGUCGACGACUUUAACGAUAUCGUAAGUUUAAAAAAUUUGACUGUAAAAUGGAAUGUCAGCUUCAGCGACAAUGCUCUUGUGAAUAUACAUUUAAAUAUUCUUGCUGGACAGUUAGUUGGAAUUAUUGGACCUGUUGGUAGCGGGAAGAGUUCUUUAUUGCAAACAUUACUAGGUGAGCUUGACAUUACCCAAGGUGAAAUGCGAGUUCAAGGUCAAAUAUCGUAUGCUUCCCAGGAGCCGUGGGUAUUUGCAGCCACUGUUCGUCAAAAUAUUCUUUUUGGCCAAGAGUAUGAUAAAGAGAGAUACAAUAACGUUAUCAAAGCUUGCUCUUUAGAGAAAGAUUUUGAACAGUUUCCGAACGGCGAUUUAACUCUUGUAGGCGAUAGAGGAUCAUCUUUGAGUGGCGGCCAAAAGGCUAGAAUAAAUUUAGCAAGAGCUGUGUAUAGAGAAGCCGAUGUCUAUCUCUUGGAUGAUCCGUUAUCCGCUGUAGACAUACAUGUUUCCAAACAUCUAUACGAAAAGUGCAUUAACGGAUAUUUGGCCAGCAGAACGAGAAUUUUAGUUACCCACCAAGUACACUAUUUGAAGGAUGCUGACAACAUUAUUAUUUUAAACAAUGGACGUGUAGAGCAAGAAGGAACAUUUAAUAAUUUGGCAAACAGCGACAAUGUCUAUGCAAAACUCUUGACUGCGGAGCCAGAAAAUGAAGACAAAAAACAAGAUAGAUCAAAAUAUCCCAGACAACUAUCACAACGUAGUCGACAAAGUUCGAUGUCAAGUGUAGUAAGUGAAUUAAGUACAGCGGACACACUUAUGUCAAAUGAAAAUGACUUUGAAGAGGAGGCAGCUGAAAAAGAAUUAGAGGUUCAAGUCAAAGACCUUCAAGAACAAUCUUCAAAAGGAAAAGUGGGUGGUUCAUUGUUGUUAAAAUACAUAUUGGCAGGUUCUAAUGUAUUGGCUGUUUUGAUAUUAGUUAUAUUAUUUUUAGGAACACAGCUAGCUGCGAGUGGGGUGGAUUACUGGGUAAGCUAUUGGGUAAAUGUAGAGGAAAUCAGGAACUCCACCGAAUCUUUUAAUUCUACUACAUCCAAGUUCAUUAUCCCGUCCAUUGAAUUGACAACAAAUAAUUGUCUUUACAUAUAUGCAGUUCUGUUAGGAAGUCUUUUUGUUCUUGCUAUGAGCAGAUCUUUCUUCUUUUAUAAACUAGCUAUGUUAAGUUCCCAAAAGCUGCAUUCCACAUUUUUCAAUAAUAUAAUUGGUGCUACAAUGAGGUUUUUUGAUACCAAUCCCGGAGGAAGAAUUAUUAACAGAUUUUCUAAGGAUAUAGGUGCUGUCGAUGAAUUGUUACCCAAAGCAAUUUUGGAUUCCUCACAGGUUCUUCUAUCAAUGGCUGGAUCUCUCGUACUGAUUGUUAUAGUAAAUCCUUUCUUUUUAAUUCUCAUUGGAGCAUUGAGUGUAGUAUUCGGUUUAAUUCGGCAUAUCUACUUAAAAUCUUCGAAGAAUAUUAAGAGGUUAGAAGGAAUAAUGAGAAGUCCGGUUUUUACACAUUUGAGAGCUACCAUUGAAGGUUUGACAACUAUAAGAGCUUUUGGAGCGCAAAGUAUUCUUACGGACGAGUUUGAUCACCACCAAGAUUAUCAUUCUGGUGCAUGGUAUAUGUUUAUAGUUUCCAGUGCAGCGUUUGGAUUUUAUCUGGAUUUUUUCUGUACCGUAUUUUUGGCAGUACUUACUUUUAGUUUAUUGCUAUUCGGAGAAACCUUCAACUUAAAGGGUGGUGAAGUCGGUCUGGCCAUUACCCAAGCCACAGCACUAGCAAUCUACUUACAAUGGGGCAUGCGCCAAUCUGCAGAGGUAAUCAAUCAACUUACAAGUGUGGAAAGAGUGCUAGAGUACGAAAGUUUAGAACAAGAACCACAACCAAUCAUACCCCAGAAACCAGCUAAGGAGUGGCCACAGAAGGGAGAAAUUACUUUUGAAGAUACUUGCUUAAGAUACUUCGCUGGUGGACCAUUGGUUUUGAAACAUCUUAAUCUAAGCAUUCAACCUAAGGAAAAGGUUGGAGUUGUUGGCCGAACCGGUGCAGGAAAAUCCUCUUUAAUUCAAGCACUCUUUAGGCUAGCUCCUAUCGAAGGCACUAUUAAAAUUGAUAACAUGGACACUAAAGAUAUUAUGCUCAACAAUCUCCGUUCGAAAAUCUCUAUAAUUCCCCAGGAUCCAGUGCUAUUUUCAGGAACUUUAAGAUACAACUUGGACCCGUUCGAAGAAUAUUCAGACGAAGUUUUAUAUAAAGCUAUAGAAGAUGUAGAGUUAAGAGAUCCUAAUAAUGUUAUUAAUCGAUUGGAAAAUAGAGUCAUGGAUAGAGGUUCAAAUUACAGUGUUGGACAAAGACAGUUAAUUUGCUUGGCGAGAGCAAUUCUUAAAAAUAAUAGAGUUCUUAUGCUGGAUGAAGCUACGGCUAAUGUGGAUCCGCAAACUGACGCUUUAAUCCAGAAAACUAUCCGAAAGAAGUUCUCAGAUUGCACGGUGAUAACUGUAGCCCACAGGUUAAACACUAUCAUGGACUCUGAUAAAGUACUAGUUAUGGAUGCUGGACAAAUAUCUGAGUUUGAUCAUCCUCAUUUACUGCUUCAAAAGAAAAACGGAGUAUUUUACAAUAUGGUUGCCGAAACCGGUAGAGCAACUGCUGAACAGCUCAGGAAAAUUGCUUCAGAUAGUUAUCAAAAACUAAAUGCAUUACCAGAGUAA